This is a messenger RNA of Brachypodium distachyon (stiff brome), 1315 nucleotides long. RefSeq lists its product as uncharacterized. Gene Ontology annotation, biological process: regulation of chromosome segregation. NCBI's taxonomy places the organism in Eukaryota, Viridiplantae, Streptophyta, Magnoliopsida, Poales, Poaceae. The coding region runs from base 262 to 858 and encodes 198 amino acids. The record is from RefSeq and is a predicted model, not a curated record. The transcript has 5 exons.
CGAACCACUUCGAAGCCAAAUUCAAAUCCCUUGCGCUCUCACGCGGUCACCGGCCAAACACCUGCCAUCGUCUCCUCCCCCGGAAGCACCGGCGGCGCACAAACGACGGCGAAGCGAGGCAGCGAGCAUACGGUAACCAACGUCCUCCCUCCCUAGUCCCCGUCGGACCUACGGACCCCAUCAGACCCCAUCCCAUCUCUCUUCUCCAGUUCGCGGCUUGUUGAAGCGACAGAGGUUAGGGUUUCGGCCGUCGCCUCCCCGAUGGGGGCAGAUGCUGGUAGACGGGUGGAGGUUGCUAACCUCCUUGCCCUCGCCGACGACCUCGUCGGGGUGCUCCGCGGCAGCAAGGACGGCGAAGCCCUCGCGCAGGCCUGUGACGGGGCGCGGUUGCUGCGUUCCGCCUGCCGCUCCGAGUCCGGCGACCUCGAGCUCCAAGUAAAAGAGUAUCAGGAAAAAAUAAACUCCUUGGAGGAAAAGUUGGACAAAGCAACAGCUGAAACAGUUACUGAUGAAAAACUGAGCGCGCUGCAAAAUGAGAUGGAAGAGAAACUCCAGAAUGAGCAACAGCUUCGCCAAGACUUAAGAGCAAUAAGUAAGGAGCUUGAUAGCCUAGACCUUCAAAGAGCUUCUAUAGAAGAAAGGAGAGGCGCUGUCAAGAAGAAGGAGAAAGACAUGCUGAAGGCACAAAGUAUGCUUUCCAUGUGUGUGUCAGUUACAAAUAUCAUGCCAGAUUUUGAAGAUCAGGAUAAGAUAUCUGGAUAUAUUGUUGAUAAGAACAGGAAAAAGAUAGAGAAGUUCGAGUUUGAGAAGACAACACUACCAGUUGAGAUCUGCAAUAAGCUUUGGGAAAUGAUUUAGAGCCAGCUACCCGCAGACUAUAGUUAUUGUACGACAGCAGCAAUUUCAUUUGUACACUAUUGUGCAAGGUGAACCUCCCACCAAUUGAGAAGAAUGCAACUCACUCAGUUGCUCCUAAUGACAGUUUUAUGACACCAUGUUCUUUUCUUGGCAAACAGACUAGCCCAUGUCUGUCCUCGAUUUGGGUUCGGUUUGGUGCGCCGAUCUUCCACCAACUUUAGUUUGAGAAGCCAAGUUUAUAUUAGCAGUUGCUACACUGUGUGUGUUGUACCUGUUGGGCCUGUACAAUGGUGUGUAAGUUUGCCCAGUUAUUUUUGUUGGCUGUGUUUCACACUUUUUCUUGACGUUUCUUACUACUUGUGUUGCAUGUUCUGUAAAAUGAUGUUAAAAUCUGAUGAUCAUCACCUAUUCAUUUGCCACGUGCAGAACUAAGUGAAAUGCUAUGAUAUUGUUUCUA